Molecule: messenger RNA, 876 nt
Organism: Cryptomeria japonica (Japanese cedar)
Lineage: Eukaryota; Viridiplantae; Streptophyta; Pinopsida; Cupressales; Cupressaceae
Exons: 2
Coding region: 1-876 (291 amino acids)
Biological process (GO): DNA integration
Molecular function (GO): nucleic acid binding
Source: RefSeq, a predicted model, not a curated record
AUGGCCUAUAAAAGAAUGCCUUUUGUAUGUUCAAAUGUUGGCUCAACUUUUCAGAGAGCCAUGGAUACAACCUUUAAGGGCCUAAUGUAUAAACGUGUGCUUGUCUAUCUUGAUGGUAUCAGUGUUUUCUCAAAGGAUGCUAAUGCACAUUUGUUACAUUUGAAGCAGGUCUUUGAAAGAUGUAGGGAGUAUGGUAUAUCCCUUAACCAAAAGCUAUGUAUCUUUGUUGUUCACAAAGGGAAGGAGAGGCUACCAUCUCUACCAUUGCAACGAGUUCAGGUAGAGCAUCCUUUCAUGAGGUGGGGUAUUGAUUUCAUAGGCCCCAUCAACCCACUAUCAAGUGUAGGGUAUAGGUGGGUGCUGAUAGCAACUGAUUAUUUCAUAAGAUGGACCAAGGCAAUUGCCUUAAAAGAUUCCAAUGAGCAUGUUGUGCUAAAUUUCUAUGAUGACUUGGUCACUAGAUUUGGUGUGCCUGAUUCCAUCAUAUCAGACAAUGCCUUAGCAUUUUUGGGACUCAGAGUAACUGAUUGGGCUAUUAAAAAUGGCAUUCACUUUAAUACCUCCUCAAACUAUUACCCUCAAGGUAAUUGUUUGGCAGAAAGUACAAAUAAGAAUCUGAUAAGAAUUAUCAAGAGAACCAUGGAGGAGAAUCUGAGAGUUUGGUAUACAAGUCUAAAGUAUGCACUUUGGCAAGAUGGGAUAACACCCAAGUGUUCUAUUGGAAAUUCUCCAUGUGUUCUAUUUUAUGGAAAAGAGGCAAGAUUGUCUAUUUUUGUUGAACUACCAUCUUUGGAUAUUAGGCAUCAGCUGGAAAUGCUUGAAGAGGAAGAUCCAAUGGAAGUCCAAUAUGCUCAACUCCUAGAGUCAGAUGAGUAG